CUUCUUCAUUCCUUCGCUUCUUCUUCUUCUUCUUCUUCAUCUUUUUCACAGUCUGGUUUCCACCAUGCAAUUGGUGAAGAUAAACCCAAAAACCCUCUUCCGGUCCAUUUCCAUGUCAAAGAAGAGUAGAUCUUCUUUGUCCCAGUCCGACCCUUCAUCGUUCACUUUAUCUUCUUCCUCAGAGUCUUCUUCUUCAUCAUCGACUCGCCUGAAAGAUGUUGUUGGUGGUCCAUCUACACCUACAAGCGUUCUUCUUUCUCACCCACAACAAAUCGUAACGGGUAAGUUUUCCGAUUUGUCGGCCGAUAUGACCUUCGAGCUGGUUCAAUCGUUUAAGCUCAUCGACAAAGACGGUGACGGUAAGAUAACGAGGCACGAACUUGAAGCGUUGCUGACUCGGCUUGGACUCGAGCCGGAGAGCGAAGAGGAGUUGGCUAUGAUGUUGAUGGACGUUGAUCGGGAUGGGGAUGGGUGUGUGUCUUUGGAGGAGUUUGGUGCCAUCAGCUCGGCUUUUGGCCCGGCUUGUGGCUCCGAGCUGCGUGAUGCGUUUGAUUUCUUUGACGCUAACCGUGACGGAAAGAUCUCUGCUGAAGAGCUGUUGAGGGGCUUUUUGGCUAUUGGGGAUGACCGGUGCACGUUGGAGGAUUGCAGGCGUAUGAUCGAUGGUGUUGAUUCCGAUAAGGAUGGGUUCGUGUGCUUCGACGAUUUCUCGCGGAUGAUGGAACGGCAGAGAUGAAUGUUGAUGAGGAAUCCCAAAUUUUUUUUUUUUAAAAUCUUUUAUUUUCUCCCUUUUGGAGGAUUUGAUUGUAUGUUUAUAGGUUGAGUUCGGGUUUGGUUACACAUUUUUGGGAUCUUUUAAAGGAAAGAUCAAAAUUGACCGUUC
This is a messenger RNA of Telopea speciosissima, 883 nucleotides long. Its product is annotated as probable calcium-binding protein CML36. Lineage: Eukaryota; Viridiplantae; Streptophyta; Magnoliopsida; Proteales; Proteaceae. Gene Ontology annotation, molecular function: calcium ion binding. The transcript has a single exon. Bases 65 to 736 code for a protein of 223 amino acids. The record is from RefSeq and is a predicted model, not a curated record.